Colius striatus (speckled mousebird) is the source of this 2085-nucleotide messenger RNA. RefSeq names its product FAM20A golgi associated secretory pathway pseudokinase (gene FAM20A). The coding region runs from base 140 to 1675 and encodes 511 amino acids. The record is from RefSeq and is a predicted model, not a curated record. Gene Ontology annotation, cellular component: Golgi apparatus. NCBI's taxonomy places the organism in Eukaryota, Metazoa, Chordata, Aves, Coliiformes, Coliidae. The transcript is spliced from 11 exons. Gene Ontology annotation, molecular function: protein serine/threonine kinase activator activity.
GGGUGAGGGCUGCUGGGGGGCGGCUGCUGGCGGCAGCGCCGGGGGAAGGGGGGGCUCGGCUCGGCGGUCCGCGACCCCCCGUCCCCAUCCCCGCCCCGUCCCGGCGGCUCCCGGCGCCGCGGCUGCCCCCGCACCGGCCAUGCCGGGGCCUCGCCGGGACCGCCCGGCCGUGCUGCUGCUGCUCGGAGCUUUGCUGGCGGCCGAUCUCUACUUCCACCUCUGGCCGCGGGCGCGCCGGGAGCUGGCCGCGGGCAGCCCGGGCUGUCCGUGCCGCCGCCGCCGCCCCGCGCCCGCCGCUGCGCUCCCGCCCCGCUCCCGCAACGCCUCCGCGCUCCGCCGCCUCUUCGCCCACCCGCUGUACCGGCCCCCGGCCGCGCCGGGCCCCGCCGAGCCGCUGCUGCCCGCCCGCGAAGCCCUGCGCUACUACCGGCGGAAAGCGGCUCGCUGGAACAGGAGACACAAGCUUUACAGGGAGGAGCUCAACCUCACCUCGCCUGCAGCCCCGCUGCUGCUCCGGCCAGAGGCCAGCUGGCUGCAGUUCCACCUGGGCAUCACCCGGGAUGGGCUCUACCCUCGCUCCAGCCCCACUGUCAGCAGGCUCCUGCGGGACAUGAGGGACCUCACCACUAUCAGUGCUGACUACAGCCAGGAUGAGAAAGCGCUGCUGGGAGCCUGUGACUGCAGCCAGAUCGUGAAGCCCAGCGGGGUGCACCUGAAGCUGGUCCUCAGGUUCCAGGACUUUGGGAAAGCCAUGUUCAAGCCCAUGAGGCAGAAACGUGAGGAAGAGACCCCUGAGGACUUCUUCUACUUCGUGGACUUCCAGCGGCACAACGCCGAGAUCGCCGCCUUCCACCUGGACAGGAUCCUGGAUUUCCGGAGGGUGCCGCCCACGGUCGGGAGAUGGAUCAACGUCACCAAGGAAAUCCUGGAGGUCACCAGCAAUGAGAUCCUGCAGAGUGUCUUCUUUGUCUCCCCAGCCAGCAACGUGUGCUUCUUUGCCAAGUGCCCCUACAUGUGCAAGACAGAGUAUGCAGUGUGUGGGAACCCUCACCUCCUGGAAGGGUCCCUCUCUGCCUUCCUGCCAUCCCUCAACCUGGCACCACGACUCUCCAUCCCCAACCCCUGGAUCCGCUCCUACUCGUUUGAUGGAAAAGAGGAGUGGGAAGUGAAUCCACUCUACUGCAACACAGUGAGGGAGAUCUACCCCUACAGCAACGGCAACCGGCUGCUUAACAUCAUUGACAUGGCCAUAUUUGACUUCCUAAUAGGGAACAUGGACCGUCACCACUACGAAAUGUUCACCAAGUUUGGGGACGAUGGCUUCCUCUUGCACCUGGACAAUGCCAGAGGGUUCGGGCGCCAUUCGCACGACGAACUCUCCAUCCUGGCACCGCUGUCCCAGUGCUGCACCAUCAAGAGGACGACGUUGUUACGGCUGCAGCUCUUGGCCCAGCCCGAGUACCAGCUGAGUGAGGUGAUGAGGGAAUCCCUGCUGCAGGACCCCCUGGCACCCAUCCUCACCGAGCCUCACCUCCUGGCUCUGGACAGGAGGUUACAGCUUAUCCUGAAAGCUGUGAGGAAAUGCAUAGACACCUAUGGAGAAGCCAAGGUGGUGGCCAAUGACACCACACAGCCCGAGGCUGCUGCAUCCCACAGAGUGAAGCUGAGCACUUAAACAGUCCUUAGCUCGUGCUCAGAGGGAGGGAAAACAACCCCUGCAAGGCAAAGCAGCAAGUUUUCAUUCCCACCUACAGACACUUGCAGAGACUGAAGGGGGAGAACCCUUCAGAAGACCUUCAGCAGUCACCCUGGGCUGCUUUGCCGGGUGCUCAACCAAAGCUUCUGCGCUUGGUCAGCGUGUUGGUAAGGGGUGGUCUGAGUGCAGCAGCCCUUGACAGCCUGACCACCAGCUCUGGGGGAUGAACAGCAGGAGUCUCCUGCUCUGGAGGUGGUCAUGCCCUUGGGAGGGCAGGGGAAGGUGUGGCCAUUGGCUUGCUCAGCCUGCACAGGGUCUCAGCAGUGAAAGACAAACUGGAUGCGAGGAUGAGGCUUGAAUAAAGAGAUGGCAAGAGCACAUUCCUCUGA